This is a messenger RNA of Penicillium paradoxum, 426 nucleotides long. Its product is annotated as DASH complex subunit HSK3 family protein. The record is from RefSeq and is a predicted model, not a curated record. NCBI's taxonomy places the organism in Eukaryota, Fungi, Ascomycota, Eurotiomycetes, Eurotiales, Aspergillaceae. Bases 1 to 426 code for a protein of 141 amino acids. The transcript has a single exon. Gene Ontology annotation, cellular component: DASH complex. Gene Ontology annotation, biological process: attachment of spindle microtubules to kinetochore.
AUGCCACCCCUUUCAAAUCACCGCCGCCAGGAGUCAAAUACCACCUACUCCCGCGCCUCAAUCCUGCCGGGAAACAGCAACUACAACACCACAGCGACCCACACUUUCAACCCCAAUACCACUUACACUCCUAGCUACAACAAUGCCUCCACCCCUUCAAUGUCUGCUGCCAAAACACGGCAGUAUGCUCACCUCCACUCCCAGCUCGCACAGCUAAAUGCCAAUCUUGCCGACACAGAAAAUCUACUUCGUAUGACUGCUGUGCAGGCCGGAGACAUGCGGUUCCUGGGUGGCUACGUUGGAGCUCUGUUUAUGGGAUCUGCAAAGAUCCUGGGCGAAGAAGGAGUUAAAGGCAAUGCGGAUAAAAUCAAGAAGAUUGACGGGGAAGAGGAAGAGGUGAAGAGGGAGGAGAGCGAGGAAGAUUGA